Molecule: messenger RNA, 1955 nt
Organism: Megalopta genalis
Lineage: Eukaryota; Metazoa; Arthropoda; Insecta; Hymenoptera; Halictidae
Gene: Ppcs
Product: phosphopantothenoylcysteine synthetase
Source: RefSeq, a predicted model, not a curated record
AAUGCACUGAGGUUAACUCAAGUCUGUGAACUAGUCUACGAACUACGAACUCGUACCAAGUUACCAAAAGUUCAUCAGUCUACCGUCGAUGGUGCUGAGAUAGAAAAUCAAAUCCUACAACACUGGUGUGAGUGUGAAGGAUAUCCGAGAUGCAUACGAGCUACGGAGCACGAUUCUGUAGACAUUUCUGAAGAACGACGUUUUGCCGUCGUAUGCUCUGCUGCUCGCUUCUCUCGGCUCGGUAGGGUAGAAGCUAUACGUAAUCAACAUCGAUUGAGGGAUCCAAUGGGGCACCCACUUUGAAAUUGUUUAGCUGUGCAGCGUUAACCAAUCAGAGAAGAAGCAGAUUCUCUACCUGCUCCAUACAUCUAUGUAAUAUCUACGUAUCUCGGUAACGUAACAGAACAUUUUUAUCGAUUGCGUGCUUUAAAUUUUUUAUUGCGUCACAAGAGAGCGCUUGUAUCACUUGUAAUUUAGAUCUAACCAUUAUAUCAUAUAUACGCAUAGUAUUCACAUCAUGUAUGUAUGUACGGAUAAUUUCUGAAAAUAUAUGAUAUGAAAGAUAAGAAUGGUUAACGUGCAAGUCAGAUGAUUUCAUCUAUAUGCGACGCUAUUAUAAUUUUGCCAGAUUCCAUGCGUUUGAUGUAUUUUGUUUGAUAAAACCAUUGCUCGUUGGAAAACUGUGAUUACUUUUUUAGUCUAUUAAAUUUUAAAAGAAACAGUUACCCGUUCCACUUUGUUAACAUUACUGCACAUUACAAGUAUGAAUUCAUCGUGGGAAGAUUUUUAUGGAAAAGAUUCACCACCUCAGGAUCUCGCGCAGAAUGAAACGUUGUUGAAAAAAUUUAUCGAAUGUCAAUUGAAGAGAAAUCAAGAAACCGUUUUGAUAACAAGUGGAGGUACAACAACGCCCUUGGAACAUAACACAGUACGAUUUGUAGAUAAUUUUAGUGCAGGAACAAGGGGAUCUGUAUCCGCAGAAUAUUUUUUGGAAAAGGGAUAUGCUGUAAUUUUUAUGUACAGGGUUAAAUCUCUGGAACCAUUUUCAAGACAUUUUAUAGGACAAAAGUUUCUAGACAUGUUAAAAAUCGAUCAACAAGAUGGAAAAUCCAAUGUUACAGUAUUGCCACAGUAUGCAGAGAAGUUAGCAGGAAUAUUACAAAAAUAUGAAGAAGCAUUGAGUGAGGAGAAAUUGUUACAACUUACAUUUACAACAAUUUCUGAGUAUCUUUGGCUGCUGCGAUCUACAUGUGCGAUGCUAGCUUGUCUCAAGAACAGAGCCAUAUUGUACCUUGCAGCUGCAGUUUCAGACUUUUACAUUCCAUCCAAUGAGUUGUCAGUUCACAAGAUUUCUUCGAACGAACCACCAAGGAUAUCGCUUCAGCUAGUACCUAAAAUAUUAGCUCCUUUAGUGAACCUUUGGGUUCCUGAAGCAUACGUUGUCUCAUUUAAGUUGGAAACCGACGAGGAUCUCUUAAUCGUUAAAGCGAGGGAUGCGCUUAACAAGUAUAAACAUAAUUUGGUCAUUGCUAAUAUGUUGCAAACUCGAAAGCAAGAAGUAACAAUCGUUAGUCACGAAAAAGACUAUGUUAUAUCGCUUACGAGCGAACAGUUGAGUAUGGGUGAGGAAAUCGAACGAUUAAUAGUCGCGGACCUAGUCGAAAGACAUAAAGAUUUUAUGCAAUCUGCCAAGAAAUAAGUUUUAGGUAAUAUUAAAUAAAUAUACUACCUAAUCGAAUGAUCGGCAACUACUGUUAUCAUAUUUUAUACAUUGCCAUAACGAAAUAUUUACGAUACUUGUAAAAAAAUUGAGCCUAUUUACUUGUUAAUACAUUUUUAACUACUUACAUGUUAAUAUAUUCCAUUGCAUUGUCUCGUUAUUAUUAUAUUAUACAUACUGCAUGUGUUAUAUAUCUUUAUACGGUUAUAAAGUUAGACCCGGAUAAUAAUUUGUA